Molecule: messenger RNA, 5497 nt
Organism: Cyprinodon variegatus (sheepshead minnow)
Lineage: Eukaryota; Metazoa; Chordata; Actinopteri; Cyprinodontiformes; Cyprinodontidae
Gene: gnpat
Product: glyceronephosphate O-acyltransferase
Exons: 17
Coding region: 140-2185 (681 amino acids)
Biological process (GO): ether lipid biosynthetic process
Cellular component (GO): peroxisomal membrane; mitochondrial membrane
Molecular function (GO): glycerone-phosphate O-acyltransferase activity
Source: RefSeq, a predicted model, not a curated record
GAAGGAAGUGAAAAAGAUGUCAGCUCUCACGCCCAUACGGAGCUCUGCAGCUGCUGUUGGUAUCUAAAAGUAAACGGGACAACAAUAUAUUCAUUUUCACUCAUCUUUAUCGGAUGCAGGCGGUGUUUUGGGACAAAGAAUGGCGUCCAAGGUGGUUUAUUCGCAUAGAGACCCAAUGCUGAAGAAGAGAGAUGACUUUGAGGACAUGUUGGAGGAAAGGAGAACGGGCAGUGAUCUAAGAUAUGCGCUCAGGUGUUACACUCCUGCCCUCUACAAAGGACUGACUCCAUGCAAAGCCAGCGAACUCAAAAACAUGGUGCUGCAGUCUGAUCAGCUGCAUUAUGUCAUCAAUCAGGUUUCCAAAGAAACGGGCACGCCAACAGAUGAGAUCCAGGCGGAGGCAGCGGCCAUCUUGGAGGAGAUGGCUCACCGCUUGCAGCUCAGCACGAUCCGCUUCUUUGCUUUCACUCUCAGCAAAAUCUUUAAAACUCUGUUCAGGAGCAUCUGCGUCAACGAGGAGGGCAUCCAGAGACUUCAACAGGCCAUCCAGGAGCACCCGGUGGUUCUUCUGCCAAGUCACCGGAGCUACAUGGAUUUUCUUCUCAUGUCAUACAUCCUGUACACCUAUGAUUUAGCUUUACCAGUCAUCGCUGCCGGCAUGGACUUCAUGGGGAUGAAGAUCGUCGGGGAGAUGCUGCGAAUGUCGGGGGCUUUCUUUAUUCGCAGAUCGUUUGGUGGAGACAAACUCUACUGGGCUGUUUUCUCAGAAUACGUCAAGAUCAUGCUGAAGAAUGGGUUUGCACCGGUUGAGUUUUUUCUCGAGGGCACGAGGAGCCGAACAGCCAAAUCCCUGACUCCAAAGUUAGGCCUGCUGAACAUUGUGAUGGAUCCUUUCCUUAAAGGAGAAGUGUUCGAUGUCAGUCUGGUCCCGGUUAGCAUCAGCUACGAGAGGACCCUGGAGGAGGCGCUCUAUGCAAGAGAACUGCUGGGUGUCCCGAAGCCCAAAGAGUCAACCUCAGGUCUGUUUAAAGCCAGGAAGAUCCUGAGUGAGGACUACGGCAGCAUCCAUGUGUAUUUUGGUCAGCCUGUUUCUGCCAGAAGUUUGGCAGAAGGCAAAGUUAAACGCUCUCAGUUCAACCUAAUACCCAGGCACAUCCCCAGGAAGCCCACAGAGGAAAUCCAAGACUUUGUCAACGACUCGGCCUACAGGCUGGUCCGAGCCCAGGAGGAGAGCAUGGUGCUAAAGCCCUGGGUACUUCUGGCUUCCCUGCUGCUCCAGAACCAGGCUGCUGGGAGCAAACAGGGAAUGUCAUUGCGAGAGCUGACUGAACAAGCUGUGUGGGUCAGGGACCUCUCCCGGCAGUUUGGAGCGUUUCUUCACUGGCCUGACCACAUUCCUCCCUCCAAAGUCGUCUCCUCCAGCCUUUCCCUCCAUCAAGGCCUUGUGAGGAUCUCUGAAGGAAGAGUACAGCUGGCUUUAGAUCAAGCAGGAGGUCGUGUUGAACCAGGGUUGCCUCAGCCUGCAAUAACGCCAGAGGACGCGCUUUUGAGUCAGGCAGUUGUCAUCCUCUCCUGUGCCUCCUACAGGAACCAGGCGCUCCACGUCUUUAUCCGACCUGCUCUGCUGGCCUCCGCUAUCCACUCUGCAUCUGUCAACGAGAAACAGGAGAUUUUCAACACCUUCAGCUUCUUAAGGAACGUGUUUUCUGAUGAGUUCAUCCUUUGUCCUGGAGCUGAAGUACAGGACUUUGAAGAGGCUUGUUACCUUCUGGUGAAAUGUGGAGCCCUGCAGAUCCACCAGCAGACGAUUUUGGUCACGGACAGAGGUCAAAGGACACUCGCCUUUCUCACAAGUAUUCUGGAUCCUUUUGUGCAAGGAUAUCAGAUGGUUUGUAGGUUUCUUUGCGAGGCUACAGAAGGUCUGACCGACAAACUUUUCAUUCCCGCUGCUCGGAAGUUCAUCAUCAAACAUCUUCUAACAGGGAGAUUAAAAUAUGCAGAAGUUUUAUCAUCGGACCUCCAGAAGAACGCUCUAGCUGCUUUGCUGAGACUCGGAGCUGUUCAGAAACUCAGAGGAAGAGGGGGGCCGGCGGCUCUAAAGGUCAACAAGGUGAUGGUGAAUUCUUUGGAAGACACUCUGGGAGGAAAACUGCCCACUCAGAAGCCCCUCGUUGCUCGCCUUUGACUCAGCGACGUCAGUCAUCGGAGCGGGCGAUCAGAGCACUUGGGUGGGGUUGCUCCUCUAAAUGUGGAACGAUAUGAAGCGUCUCUGUGGGCUGAUUCCUCCCUCUCCUGUCUGAGAGGUGGAACCAAACGUUUGGAUCGGAAGAAAACUCCAUCUGGUUUUUGUUAAGUUUGGUUUUUCUCUUCCCCUCAGAUGUUUUCCAGGCUUUAAAUUAUGCUUUUUAUAAACCUACAUUAACAAAGGAUGAAUGGGAUCUAAAAAGGGUCAACCACAAGCUUCUUCUGAUUUAUUCAGAAUUUAUUCAGAAUUUUUGUUCAUCUUUAUAACCUUUAUAUGUCCUCUCUCGCCCUCUGAGUCGCUUUUUUUCAUGGUAUUCCUGUUCUUCCUCUACCCUCCUUUCCUCCUUUUUGAAGCACUUUGAUUAAUUUACUAAUGCGGUGUGGUGUGGACCUAUACCUUUUGAUUUCCCUAAGAUUAAAUAGUCCCAGUCAGAAGUUUUUUUUUUUUUAUACACUCAUUUUUAGCAUUUCUUUAGGGUGGAUGACUAAACAAACACCCAUGUAUUAUUAUUUUUGGUGUUUUGGUGUAACUUUCUCUAAUUCAAACAACAGGUUCAGAAUUGAUAACUAUAAACUAAGGUUUACCUUCAAUUAACAUUUAUGUGGUUAAAUGUUCCUUCUAAUUGACUGCAUGCGGAGUGUAGAAUAUCUUUCCCUGGUUGUUUGACAACCUUUCUCAGCCAAAUUAGGAAAGUUGAGUUAUAUUAAAGAUGGUACAUUUUCUUUUUUUUAUCUCUGGGCUUUGAUGAAGCUUUUCCAGAAACUUCCUCCAUGUUUAAACCUGAUUUGAUGAGUUUUUGAAGUAAUUUUCUGGCAUGCGAUCCAUUACUGCCCAGGUCUAAAAGAGCUAGCUUUGCAUUUAAGGUUUAAGAAUAUGGUUUUAGAGCAAUUACAGCAACGCAGCCCCACAGUAUGAUGCUGCCACCCUCAUGCCUGACAGUAGGAACAGUGUUCUUCAAACAUGUCUUAUGUAAGUGGGGCCUAAUUGGUUGGUCUUUUUUUUUGUCCAUUUGGGCAUCUGGAUUUUAGCUAAGCUUGCAGGUGAGGAUGUUAGGACUCAAGCUUCUUUCUCGGCUUGACAAUCUGGCUUGACUGUAAAUGCCCACACCAGUGUUCCAGUUUCUUUUUUUUUGUAAUGUAGCAAAGAUUGCCUUUAACCUCUAUGGUUCCUGGUGGAGCUACACAAUGUAACAAAUACCAGUCAAUGUUUCAGUAUUACAGCACGCAAUGUCGCCAUCUGGAAUCAUUUCUCUGAUUUAAUGUUUGGAAGGAGAUUUUAUUUUGACCUUGCUUUCAAAUCCUGAAUGCCAAUGUUUGCUUUUUUUUUAAUAGAUGCAAGGAUACACUGCAUAUUGUUUUCAAGCCAAAACUUAUUGUAUGUUCUUAGUGCUAAAACAAAUAAAUCACAAAGGGACAACAGUCCUGAAUUGCAAGAUUUUGCAACAGAAAAAUUUUCAAAUGCCUUCUUCAUAUCAGGCAACCUUUGCUCUUGAACAUCCUAAACACGUCUUUCAAGUCAGGUAGCUUUAAUUUUAGUCAGGAAAGCUUUAAACAUUAGAUUAGAAGGUUGCAAAAGUGAAAUGAUCCUGAUGCAGAUCUGAACUGCCUAUUUAUAGGAUUCGUUUAUGGGUUUUGCCUUAAUGUCAUACUUGGUUAAAAGCCUGGUCAGUUCCAGUGGAAAUAAACUGUCAAUGUUGCCCCAACCAGAAACCUUGCUAAGAAAUUUUAUGAAUUCAUUUGAACUGGUUUGGAUUAGAGAAAAUUUACAUAAAAAUUGUGUAUUCAUUUUUUUUUUUUUCAUGUAUUCAAAUUGCUACGUUCUGACAUUCAUGCCCCUGAGUUUAUAAAAACAUCUGAACAGAUCUACAUUUAAUCCAACCUUUAAUCUCAUGUUUUGUAAAGUAGAAUUUUCUAUAUUUUAGAAAUGUGCCACAUGGUUGAGCUUUUCCAGAACAAUACUGUACACCUUUUGUAUUUUUGGUUGUUAUUAACCUUAAAGCUUAGAGCUUAAACUUGAACUGAGCCACAGUGAGAAUAAAGAAAUUCAGUCAUGUUUGUUUACACACUGGAGAUGUUGCUAUAUAUGUGAUAACAAAUUUAACAUUUUUGCCAAGUUACAUGUAACCACUUGCCUAAGAAAACCAUUUGAUUGUUCUUUUGGUUUAUUUCAGGGAUUAUUUUCCUCAUGUUUUGUCUGAAGUUGUCAAAAAAAGCAAAAUAGAAAAUGUGUUAAGACUUUAUUUAUUAUUAUUUAAAGGUAACUUGUUUUCCUACAAGCUGGAGACUCAUAAACACAAACAUCUGGAGGUCAAAUUGAGAAAAUAUUUUACCCCUAAACUCAAUCUGUUUUUAUUUACUUUGCUUUUAGGUUAAUGAAGUGACUUGUUGGUACUUUAAAAAAAUAUCCUGGGAGUUGUUUAUUCAUUUAUAGUUUCUCAAAUCUUAUCCCUCUGCAAACGGCAGAUUGAUGUUUGACUAAAAAACUGUUAUGUUUGAAGUUUUUAGGUUUCUUUGGGGCAAAGCAAGGAAAAAGUAUCCAAUCCUCCGAUUUGUUUAAACAUCUGAUUUCAACUCUAAUUUUAAAACCUUAUUUUUUUUUCUAAUAGAGAAAGACAUUAAGAAAUUAUCUUUUCUGUGGAGUUAAGUACCAGAAAAAGAAAAGUUUAGAUUCUAGACCAAUGCUAUGUCUUUGUCCUUUACAGAUUUCUUUUUUGCUGGUGUAGAGAGAAAAUAAAUCAGACUUCCUCGCUAUUUCAGUUGUUUCAAGCGUUUAGCAUGCUGAGGUGGGUGAAUCCUCACCAGUGCAGGCAGAGUCUCUGCAUGGAGUAGCAUGAUAUGAAGUUGAGUCAUUGCAACAUUUCCAUACCUUUUGUAGCAGUGGUUAAUUUGAUAUUUGAGGUAAAACUCUUUCUGCAGAAUUCCCUCUAAACUGCAUAUUUAACAUUAUCAAAUUACAUGGGCGAAAAGUGAUGCUGGAGUUGAAGCUGUGUUUCAUAAAACUUUACAGGAUUUCAAGUUAAAUACACAAAAAAUAAAGAAGCAAUGAAAUAAGAGCUUUUUAAAGCUAAGCUUUUUCAACGUUGGUGCUAUUUAACCUUUUCAAAUUAUUGAGAAACUAUUGGGUACUAGGACAUGGUCACUUAUUUUUUUACAAACUGCCUGCAAUGACGCUCUGGUAUACACUGUAUACACUUCAUUUUGUUUACACUUGUGUAUACAAAAUAUAGUAUAGAUGGGUAUUAAACAACCCUAA